AAGGAAUACUAAUAAUACACAAUGUAUAGGAAUUGAAAUAUUUCCUCUGUCUCCUUCACUUUAUAUACAUAGAAAAAAAAGUUGCAAGUGAGUUAGGCCUAUAUAGUGCAUAACUUUUUGGUUUUUUUCACUAUAUUUUUCUUCUUCUCUCUUUCCUCUAUUGAGUUUUGUGUAAAAAUGGCUGGUAUGCUUCCUGGUGUUGAAUGUGCUAGAAGAAGGAGAUUUCAUCAAAGUAGUGGAUGUAUAGAUUCAUCUAACACCACUGGUUUUUCAUCCACAAGAAGGUCUUCUUUUUGUCUAUACACAAGUAACAAUGAACACCCUCUCAAUUCAAGUUCAUCCAAGCAAAGGGGUGCAACAAGUCAAGCAUAUCAAGAUGAGAAACUAGGUGAAGCUGCAAGAGAAGCCAAGCAAAGGUUGGAUGAUAGGCUUAGUGCAAGAUGGAAAUCACAAAAUAAGAGGAGUCCCAAUAAUAGACAACCACCAAACCAAAGCCAAGAGAUGUUGGAUAAUAGGCCAAAUUUGCAAGGAGAAGUAUUUUCAGGAUUAAAGAAAAGUGGAUCAAAGAAGUUCAAUUGGGCAAAAAUGAGUUGGAAAUCUCAAGAACAAGAUGAAUGUACAAUUUGCUUGGAUCAAUUCAAGAUUAGUGAUAACUUAAUGCAAUUGACAUGUGCCCACAAGUUCCAUUCCAAGUGUUUGGUGCCAUGGCUAGAAUCCAAUGCACAUUGUCCAUGUUGUAGAAUGACAAUAAUUUUGACUAGUACUAGUGCAUAAUUAGGAAAUUGGAAGGAAGUUGCAUGUCUCUUUCUACAACUUGUAGGUGUCCAAGAUUUUCUAAAAUGUACAAAAAUAUAUAUAUAGAUAUAAUAGGUGUCUUGCAAUUGAACCUAUUGACUAUUUUUUUUAUCUUUUAAGAAAAAACUUUAUGUAGUGUGAGCUAUGGUGGAUUGGGAGAAUUUGGGUGAGUUUUAAUUAUUUUGUCUUUAAA
Molecule: messenger RNA, 988 nt
Organism: Solanum stenotomum
Lineage: Eukaryota; Viridiplantae; Streptophyta; Magnoliopsida; Solanales; Solanaceae
Product: probable E3 ubiquitin-protein ligase RHY1A
Exons: 3
Coding region: 178-774 (198 amino acids)
Biological process (GO): protein ubiquitination
Cellular component (GO): endoplasmic reticulum
Molecular function (GO): ubiquitin-protein transferase activity
Source: RefSeq, a predicted model, not a curated record